GUUGGGUUGAAAAUAAACCAUAUUUUUAUAUAAAUAAAUAAAAGUUCUGCCUUGUUGCCGUUCUUUUAACGUUGACUGUCCGGCAAAGAUGACUGUAAGAGCACUACGCAGAAUACAAUAAUCUUUACUAGAACCUUAGUGUCUGCAAAAGACUUCGUACAGAGUCUGGACUACAUUGGCGUCCAACUCUGUAGACUAAACAAGAACAGUGUCCAUAGGUGACACCACUGAAAAGACAUGAAAAAGUACUGCAUGACUGAAUUUUGCAAAAGAGGCAAAAUGUUCUGGAGACAGAUGAAACCAAAGUUGAGUUGUUUGUGAAAAAAAAAACGUUAUGUGUGGAGCAAAACUCCCUAGUGUAAAACUGAAAAUGUUCAUUAGGACAUUUUUUAGGAGCAUAUAAAGCCAUCUGUCCAACAACUCAACAGAAGUUGGGUGAUACAAAUGGACAACAACUCUAAGGAUUAAAUAAACAACAGAAUGGCUUCGACAGAAGAACUCAAAAAUCAGACCUUAAACUCACUGAGAUGCUUCAGCAUGACCUCAAGAUUCACAGACUUUAAUAGUCCAGAAUUUUUUCAGAAAUCUGGAAUGUAGGAAAUGACAUAUUAAUGGAUAGUGUCAACCAGUCAUAAAAUCAAAGUUUUUACAAACCUUUUCCUAUCCGACAUGGUGAAUGUUUAUGUGUUUAACAAAAUGUACUGUAGUUGUUUCCUAAACCAAAAGCUAAGACAUUUAACUAAGAAAACCAAAUGUAGCUAGCAGUGUUAUUUCUUACAGGCCUUUUAUUUUUUCAUACAGUAAGUACUGUAUGUUUUUCUAAAGCUAAAAAUAGAGGUGUUAACAGUAGGAGGCAGUUGGCCCUCAUUGCUUACUCGAUGCUGUAAUUUUACUGUCCCAAGUGCUACUUGUGACGAGCGAUCGGCCCACAAUGCCACCUGCUACCAUCUCAAGCCAGACAGACACUUCAUCUUUCACUACACUGCCAUCUUUAUCCAUUUCAACACUUACGGUAACAUCCACCUUAACUGACCAACCAGUUUCCUCAGCAUCAGAUGUGACAUUUGAUGCGGUCACCGCGGCAACCGACAGUGUCACAGCCACUGGCUUUUAUACAGCAGUUGUAACUGAUGCAAGCAAUCCGCUUUCUGUUCUUCAUGAAAUUACGACGACCGAUGCGCUCACCUUGGCAACCUCAUUUGUAACCAUGGCAACAGCUUCUUCAACCAUAGCAACUUUGGAGACAUUUUCAGCAGUUGCUACUGUUACCAUACAAACGUCAACCUCCACUGCAACUUUUAAUGCAGCUCCAGUGGAAACAAUUACAGCAAUUGAUGCACUAACUCUAGUUACAAAUGCAGCCGCCUCUCUGACUGAUGCAGCAGUGAAGACAGAUGCGCUAACUGCUGAUGCAAAAGCUUCAGACAUUGAUGCGGUUGUACCGACAACGGAGAUUCCUGUAACUACAGUAACUAAUGGUAAUGCUCCUACCACUAAUGCACCUGCAACUGUUGCAGCAAUCGAUCUUUUUACCUCAGCAACUAAUAUGGCAGUCACGGGUGCUCCAGAGACUCCUGCAACUAAUGCAGCAACCACAGAAAAAAUAUUUAUCCAAACGAAUAAAGAAUCAGUUGAAAUAAAAGCAGUUCCUGAUGGUCCAGGUGUAGGAACUGUCACCAAUAACGUAGUCCUGCCUAAUUCCUAUCCCAUGCUUCUGACAAAUAACCCCGCACCGGCUAGUGAGGCAGCUGUCCCAACUCCUCAAGCUGUUGCUCCUCAACCUGAGAUUGAUGAUAGGACCAAGAAAACACAAACAGACUCAGAGGACAAAGUCAAAGCUGCAGAGACCCCAGCAUCUACAAACGUUAAGAGAAACAACGAAGCUGGGAAAGUGGGAAAAAAGGGGGAAGUCAAAGAGGAAAAGGAGAAAAAUAAGGAAAAAGAUUUUGAAAAGAGAGACUAUGAGAAGAAAGGUUUGUUAGCUGGUGUUUACACAUAAAAAAAAUGCUGGGUUAUUUUAAAAGGGUUAUGUCAAAAAGGGACAAAUUCAACCCAGUGGGUUGUAAAUUUAACCUCUGCUGGGUUGUUUUAACCCAUCGUUGGGUAAAAAAAUAAAAAAUGUUCACGCUUGUGGGUUUGUCCCUUUUUGACCCAACGCUGGUUUCAAAACAAGUCAGCAUUUUUUUGAGGUCUAGGAAUCACAGUAGAUGAUGUAGAUCCUCUGAUGCUCCACUCAUCAUACUGAUGUUAAACUUUUGAAAUGACUGCAGUCUAAAAUUGCAUUUCUGCCCGACUGCGUGGCAUCUUCCUGUAAUGUUGCUGUGGAUGAAAUGUGCUGUUUGUGAAGUAGAUCUACAGCUUGUAGAGUAUUGAUUGGUUGAGCUGCUAUUAAUUCCAUAGAUAGAAACUCAAAACCAUUAUUUUCUCCAUGUUUCGUUUUUUCCAACAUACAGUAGUUUCCUGUUUUGUUUACACUAUCAGCAUGUGCCGUGCUGUACCGUACAAUGAGCUUUCUAGCAUUUCUAGAUGGUUUCCUGUAGUGUAUGUCCCAUAACUAAUAUCCACCAAAGAUAUGUGCUUAACAGUCCAUGCUUUUAUUUCAAAGUCGUUGCAAAGCUUUUGAUCCCCGGAGGUCCAAAAACACAGCUGUCGAGGAUAGCGUACAUCAGAUUUCAAGGUAAAGCAAUGCUUUGAUUUAAGAUAGCACGAAGACUUAUUUUUGUGUUACACAGACUUUCAUUGAUAUUUUAUGUGAAUGAUGUAUUUAUCUGCAUUAGGGCUCCUGUAGGCUGUUUAUCCAAAGACAAUUCUGGGUUUUGAUUUGCACGUUCAAGAAUGCGGAUCGACACUAAUAAGAAAACUGUGGAAAAAUUGCUCCCCAAAUGUUAUUCAUUUCCUUUCUUCCGUCCUGUGCUCUCUUGUCUUUCCUCUUUUUCUGUACUUGCGUUUUGUGUUUUUCGGCGUGUUUCAUAAGGUAAGCCGCCCAUGAUGUAUCGUGUUUGCAAGAAAACUGAAGGAUCUCCCCCAGGCUGUAUAAUCAAAAGCGUCCUCUUCUAGAAAACAGCUACUUUGCAUUUUCAGCUGUCGAGUGUUAGACAGCUGUCUGCUGAAGACGCAAGAUCAUUUGUGAAACAUUGCUCCAUAACUCCACCAAUCUGAGGAGUAAUUGAGCAUUUAUAUUUAAUUAUCCAUCAACCCACCCAUCCCACUGCUCAGCUGACUGUGACACAGCAGGCCUCAACAUUGCCAGCAUCUUUAAAACAUCAUAUCAAUUAUUCAAAACCCCAAGUGUCCAUACAACAAAGAAUUGAAAAGAAUCAGCUUUUCAGACAUCAAAACUUUCAACUGCAGCUCUUUUUCAAUAUUUAUAAGCAGCAAUUGAUGCAUUUCUAGUUAAAAACAAUGUUAAUUGCACCCUUCAUGGUGUAUUUAUUGACUUAGAAAUGGGUCAAAAGACAAUACUGGAUUGAAAUCACAUGCCUGCCUCAGUUUGAAAUAUUAAAAUGUAAAUGUGACCCGGUCUGUGAAAGCCCAACUUAAGUCGUAUUUUUUAUGAUUUACUGUUUUAAUAUUAAAUUGCCAUUGAGUAAAAAUACAGUUGACGGUUGUCUUGGUAAAAACAAUACAAAUAUUUUAUUUAAUUUGUAUGUGCAAACUGCAGCAACAGAUCAACAACAGUACCACGAUUCAUACAUUACCAAAUUUUCAUGCAACAUUACAUUAUCAAAGAGCACACGUUCAGUCCAGAGGAUUAAUAUCUAAAGAGGGCAGAUUGUUUAUUUUCCAUCUACAGUGUCCAUUUCUAAAGCAGGACACAUUUCAAAGUUUUGUUUUUGCAUCUUUUCUCUCUGUUUGUGCAAAACGAUGUUGAAAUGUUUAUGGUCAGGGUUUAGGACAGAGGCGCGCAUACACUACCACGUCAUCCUGCGCAUACACUUAUUAUGCCGUACAAAUGAUUUCUCAUACAAAUGAUUACUUUACCAGACCGUCAGUGCAGAAAUAAUUUGCGUAAUUUACAGGCCAUUCACAAAUUAAGUAUAGAAAAUUGACGAAAUGUCUCUAGGCACGUGUCGACACCCACUGUGUGUUAAUUAAGCAAAGAUUUUUUUCUUUUAACAGAUUAUUAAAUAUAAAGCAUGAAUAUUAAUCGGUCAUCAUAAAUUCUUACCUUCAGUUAACCGGUCAAUAUGAACAUCCCUACAACCUACAUAAUGUCAAGUACAUUCUGUGAUAAUAUAACCUUGACAUCUUUAAUAUUGACUGAGUAAGUCAAAGAUUGAAAUCAAUGACUGAAAUCAAACUUUGAUCUCAAAAUUAGAUUAUGAGACUUUAGCCUGGAUUUCACAGACAGGGUCACAAAUGGCAAAUCAAAAUUGGGCCCUUAUUAGACAUUAUCACCCAUAUGUGAGUAUGUCCAUUUGGGAAAAGCACAUAAAAUUUAAGCAUUGUUUGUCCAUGCACUCUUAGAAAAAAAGGUUUAAGGUAAAAAAGUUGUCACUGGGGCGAUAUCUUUUCAAAAAGUACACUUUUGUACCUAAAAGGUACAUAUUGGUUUUUACACUUUUGUUUUUAAAAGGUACAAUCCCAGUGAACUUUUGUACCUUUUUUCUGAGAGUGUGUUACCAACAUCACAAAUCACUUGGUGUAUUUUUCCUUUUUUGAAGUUGAAAAAGUUGUGAAUUUGAAGAAUAUAUAAAAGAAUUCUUCAACAAUUAAAAACACAGUUUUCAGGUUGUACUGCUUUUCUGUCUCUGAUACUGAUGAAUGUUACCAACAAGCCUACACCAGAGUAUUGUGUUUUGACCCUAUGUGAAUGUCAAUAGCUGCUAUGGGAGAUCCGAUCAGUAACAUAUUUAAAGGAACACUCCAC
Paramisgurnus dabryanus is the source of this 4870-nucleotide messenger RNA. RefSeq lists its product as uncharacterized. NCBI's taxonomy places the organism in Eukaryota, Metazoa, Chordata, Actinopteri, Cypriniformes, Cobitidae. The record is from RefSeq and is a predicted model, not a curated record.